AAGAACAGACCUUUUAUCGCGCGAUAUAUCCCCUGUUCCGUUAUUACUUGCAGUACUGAAAAUUUAUAGGUUCGCGUGACGUAUCCUAUAGAUUGUUCAGUACUGCCAGUAAUAGCGGAACAGGGCCAUACUGCAGCCAAACGCCAACCAAAUCGCGGUAGUCAACAAUUAAAGUAUUAAUGCGCCUUGGCGGAAAAAUGCGAUUUAUGUGUGCGUGCGGCGUGUCCGUAUAGAUGUGUACAUGUAACAAUUCAGCCAGAUAGAUAUCGAAUUUUGAAUAGCAAAAUUUCAGGUCUCUUGAUUGAUUACAACAAUUGAAUUCGUCUGGUCUGCAAUUGAAAGCAAACGACAGAGAAGAGAAACGCCAUCGAAUCUCCGCAAUGAGCGAGGACGCGGAUCAGCUAAGCAAAUACCUGAAACAUUCGCUGAAAACGGCACCGAAAUCGAAUAUGCUAGAGUGUCGAGUCUGCGAAGAAGUUUUCACUGUGGAUGGCGUAAAGGUGCCGCGUCUGCUACACUGCGGACACACAGUGUGUCACUCGUGUCUUUUGCGUCUAAGGACGUGCAUGUCGGACCAACAGUUCUUGUUGUGUCCUUUCGACCGUCAGCCUACUACAGUCAGUGAGAACAGCAUCUACAGUUUAAAGAAAAACUUUGCGCUGAUCGAGCUGCUUGAGCGACUGGAGCAGACCAACAGCGAGAAAACAUUGGUGUUGGAGCAUGAGAGGCUUCAGUCGAAUCAGUCGUGCGACGAGGACGAGGCUCAUGUCGCCGUUCUUUAUUGCACCGUCUGUGCCUCGCACCUAUGUGAGAUAUGCGACACAGCCACCCAUUCGUCCAAGACUUUGGCCAAGCACAGACGCGUACCGUUGUCGGAGAAACCGCGUGAGAAACCUCGCUGCCCGAUACAUACAACGCACGUGGCUGAUUUCACGUGCACUCAAGAAGGCUGCAACAACUCAUUGAUGUGCUACCUGUGUAAAGAGUACGGCAAACACAGCAUGCACAAGCCGGCAUUAGUGGAGGAAGAGGCCGAGAACAUGAGGAAGACUAUAAUCGCAGCAUUACAAAAAAUGACGCAGUUUAUGGAAAGUAUGAGGGACACAGCACACAAAAUAGAAAUAGUGAUCGAGGAAUUGGAAGGCUGGGCGAUCGAAGACGCGAGGAGGAGAGUGCGAUAUCACUUCGAAGAGCUGCGCGCAGUUCUGGCCGAGCAAGAGAAAACGGCAAUGUCGUACAUUGAGACCGAAACUCGCGGCAGAUUGUGCGCAUUACGACAGCAGCAAAAGGAUCUUACGACUACGAGAUCGCAAGUUGCCAGUGUGUGUAUUCAAUGCGAAAGUAUACUCGACUCCGAGGACUGGAAGUUGCUCAGCAGUUCAGAGAAGGUCAAAGAGGUGCUGGCAACGUUAGAACAACAGCAACAGCAUUACGCGCAAUUGGGACCGGACUUUCUCAGUCCUGAGUCUUCAAUACCAAUUAUAUUCAGCAGGGACAACAGAAUACAUAUCGGAACAAAAAUCGAUAUGCGCGUAGUAAUCGUGGGACUGGACGGAGCAGGUAAAACAAGUAUUUUGUCUGCAAUGCGAGGUGUCACGCUGUCGAAUCCGCCAAUUCCUACAAUUGGCUUCAAUGUCGAAAGCUUGGAAUAUAUGAAUCUUGUGUUCACUCUCUGGGACGUUAGCGGCCAUCAGAAGUUCAGGCCGCUAUGGAAGCAUUACUUCUACAACACGCAAGCUGUUAUUUUCGUGAUCGACGCCAGUAACAGGUCGCGCUUCGAAGAAGCACAAAAUGAAUUAUCGAAGAUACUUUAUGACCGAGAGUUAAAAGACGCUUUGCUUUUGAUUUAUGCUAAUAAACAAGAUGUUCCAGGCUGUGCAAACGUCGAGGAGCUGGUCGACAUAUUCGGUUUGCAUAAACUUUGCUGCGCGAGAGUGUGGCACAUUCAAGGCUCGUCGUUAGUCACGAACGCCAGUGGCACACUGCAGGGUCUCGACUGGCUCUCAACGCAAUGCGUGUAAACGUGUUUUCCUUUUGUUGUUGUGCAAAGCUAUUUGUUUAAUAACAGGAAGUCGAGGAGAAAAACACAUGUGUCUGUUUUCAGCGAUUUCCGUAUAAACUGAAAUUUGGACUGAAAUUAGACAAAAAUCAUGAUAAGAAUUUUUGUGUCUUCGUUGGAUUUGUUUCUUAUAUAUAAUUGUUUUUAAAGAAGAAAUUUCUUUAGAUAUCAGAUACACUUUGAAAAUUGUUGAACAAAUUGUUAUAUCUAAGCGUCGUUGUUUUUUAUUUAUUAGUAUUUAACUUAGAAAACAUAAUUUUCUUGCUUUCGUGAAUGUGGAUAUCGACGUAAGUUAAACGAAUCUCUCUUACGUUACUUGUUACGUAUUUUGUCAACGUACAAGAUACGGUGCUUUUAGCGAGUCGCAUUAGAUUAAAAAAACAAAAAAAAAA
This is a messenger RNA of Pseudomyrmex gracilis, 2451 nucleotides long. Its product is annotated as E3 ubiquitin-protein ligase TRIM23-like. Lineage: Eukaryota; Metazoa; Arthropoda; Insecta; Hymenoptera; Formicidae. Gene Ontology annotation, molecular function: GTPase activity; GTP binding; zinc ion binding. The coding region runs from base 381 to 2021 and encodes 546 amino acids. Gene Ontology annotation, biological process: vesicle-mediated transport; intracellular protein transport. The record is from RefSeq and is a predicted model, not a curated record. Gene Ontology annotation, cellular component: lysosomal membrane; plasma membrane; cytoplasm. The transcript has 7 exons.